Molecule: messenger RNA, 1296 nt
Organism: Ilex paraguariensis (yerba mate)
Lineage: Eukaryota; Viridiplantae; Streptophyta; Magnoliopsida; Aquifoliales; Aquifoliaceae
Source: the annotation of a GenBank genome assembly
CUCUCUCUCUCUCUCUCUCUCUCCUGUUUAAGCUCUUCUGUCUAGUAUUGAAUCUGAAUCAAUUAGGGUUUCUUAUUUAUCCUUCUUGUACACAAUUCACGCAUCCAUUCGUUAAUCUCCCCAAUUCUUGUGUUUUCAGACGAUUGUGCCCAUACAAUCCUAUCCAAUCUGAAACCCUCCAACCAUGGGGGGCCAUGGAGGCCAUGGAGGUCUGAACAUACUUUUUCAGAAGCGAUGGAACGUGUACAACUGCGAUAACCGAGAAAAAGUUCGACAAGAUGAAGAAGCGGCGGCGAAAGAAGAACAGCUCAAACGCGAACAAUCUCGAAAGCGUGAUGCCAAGUUUCGCCUCGAAAAGCUCCGCCAAACUCGUGGCAUAGCCCCCUCGGCCCACGCCACUACUUCUUCGGUUGAAUUGGAGUUGAAAUCUGAAUCGAAGUCGGAUUCGAAUCAUAUUAAUUUGUUCGAGGGAAUUAAGAUUUUUGAUCCGGUUAGGGGUGGAAUUGAAGGUGAAGUUGAGAAAAAAGAUGGAAAUAAGAAGAUGAAAUUGAUGAAGAAAGAGAAGGGGCCGAUGUUGGUGAUGCCAGAGGAUGAGAAGUAUAGGCUGGGGUAUGGAGUUGCCGGAAAAGGAGUGAAAUUGCCAUGGUAUUGGGUGAAGCCGAGUGAUAAUGAGGAUGGGAAGAGUAGUGGGAAUCAUAGUGAUGAUGAUGGUAAAUUUAGAGUGGGGAAGGACGGGGUGAAGAGUAGUGGGAAGAAGACAUUGCAGGAGUUGAGGGAAGAAAGGUUGAAAAGAGAGAGAAGAGAGAAAGAACGAGAACGGGCGUUGGUACUAGAGAAGAGCCGGAGGGAUGGAGGAUUUUCUUCAAGGAGGUAAGGCGAGUUUAAUUGGAAUUAUAGUUCGUUUUGUUUUGUGCUUGCUUAAAUAUUGAGGUGGAUCAGUGUUUGGCGUGGCAGUGUAUUUUAUUGCUGGCUGCAUUGUUGUUUGUUUGGUAUAGUAUUUUCAAUUUAUUUACGGAUUCUUUCUCUGCAUUGGGUUUGCGACAUUUCGAGUCUAGGGUAGAUGAAAAGCAUUUUGCUUGAUCGGAUAAAUCAAGGGUUACAUGAUAAAAGUCUCGAUAUGCUUUGUAAGACAUGUGAAUAUGAAUCGGACUAGAAUGCGUGUGAAUUAUGAUACAUCUCCUAUUAACACAUUUGUAAUUAGGUAACCUGGUAGCGACAGUGCAAAAUGUUCAGUGGCUGUUGAUACUACCAUGUCGAAUAGGUUCCGAUAUAUCUAUUUAUUUUGUAACUUAGCUA